GACUAAGCGGAAUAGCGCGAUGCACAUUUUUUGGUCCUUCGCGUCGGAUAUUCCAUGAAUGAAACCCACGGAUUUCCCCUUCCACCUUCCUACACGGGACGCCGUAUAAAAGAACAGCGUGCUGUUACGUCACUGAUAGUAUUUCGAAGUUGUCUGCGUUGAUCUGUUACUUAGCCGGCUCGUUGAAAAUUUGUUUAUUGUUACACAAUAUUACCAUUGAAGUAAUCCUAACAGAAUUUGUGAGAAGUGUGUAGGAAACUGUUGUUUUCUUAUCAGUGAAAGUGGCUCUAUACGGUAAUUCAACAAGUUCAAGCUUUUCCGCGAUGUGCAUCGAUAAAUUCCAACAGGAAAAGUGCAGAAUGAUCAACAGGAGCACCCUGGGAAGAGCCCUCCGAAGGUUGUUGAACCACGCCAGGGUGGAAAACCGUCUAGUCAGUGGCCUCAUGCCGGCGCUGAACUACAUGCAGAAAAACACAGAGGAUGUUCUUUUCUGUCUGAUGCCCCAUGCCAGCUCUGGAGAUGCAGCCACACAUAUGCAGACCGUUUUACUCCAGGCCUACUGUUAUGAGAAUUGCAUACCUGUUAUAGAGGUGGACUCUGGACAGAAACUGGUAGAACUCUGCGGCACCUCAAAAACAAACAUAAAAUCGAACUUUCCUUGUGUGAUUAUCACUAAAUACCGAGACAGGUCGGACGGCUCUUCGGACGACUCAUCAUCGAGCACCUUGUCGCCGAUAGAACAAACCUUAACGGAUUUCUAUGAAUGCACCAUCCAGGAAUUUCCAAGGCCGAUCAUUGAACUCCCAGGAUGAGACAUUCUCAUUCCUAACGAAGAUAACCGAGGAUUCAACUUCAGACUUCGAAGCUGAAACGAUUCCAAUUUCUGAAUGUGGAUUCGGAAACUGGCAUUGAUAAUUAUCAUUUAUCAGAAUGUGUGUCGGUUGUGAAACUAUUGAAACAUUCAGUUCAGAGUAUAGGUACCUAGGAGUUUUAUCUAUUACCUACGAAAUACUUGGCCGGGUACUUUAUAGUGUGUUUGUUCAACAGCUAAUCCCCUUUUGUGGUCAAGACUUACCUACUGAUAUAGAGAUAUUGUUUGAAAAUGUAAUUUGAGAUGUUUUCAAUUGUAUUUAAAAUGUUUUAUUGGAAUUGAAAAAAGGUUUAACCAUGUCGAUAUGAGAAAUCAAAAAUAUAAGACAAAUGAUGAUAUAAA
Messenger RNA from Coccinella septempunctata (seven-spotted ladybird), 1213 nucleotides. RefSeq lists its product as uncharacterized. Gene Ontology annotation, biological process: regulation of cell cycle. The record is from RefSeq and is a predicted model, not a curated record. Lineage: Eukaryota; Metazoa; Arthropoda; Insecta; Coleoptera; Coccinellidae. Gene Ontology annotation, cellular component: nucleus; cytoplasm. The coding region runs from base 324 to 812 and encodes 162 amino acids. The transcript is spliced from 3 exons.